Thamnophis elegans (Western terrestrial garter snake) is the source of this 2421-nucleotide messenger RNA. Its product is annotated as protein FAM135B-like. The record is from RefSeq and is a predicted model, not a curated record. NCBI's taxonomy places the organism in Eukaryota, Metazoa, Chordata, Lepidosauria, Squamata, Natricidae.
AUGACUUAUGAUGAAAAUUUAGAGCAGAUGCUGAGUAAUUCAGAAAAGAUAGCAGAGCAGAUCAGCAAAGACCUUGGCUGCUCUGCUCCCCUCCUAGCCGUGUGGACUCAAUUUCUGGCAAUUGUAACCCUACAUCCUGACGUCACAACGUACCUUGUUCAAGAGCACCACACUCUAAGGGUAAAGAGAUUUUCGGAGGCCUUCUUUUACGCAGAGCAUCAAAAAGCAGCUGCAACAACUUUCCAGGAAAGCCUCAUCCAGCAUCACAGCCAGAUCUCAACCGAAGUCCGAUAUUCUGAGUAUUUGACCCGCAUGCCACCUCUCCCUGUGGAAUGCCUGGACAUUGACGGAGACUGGAACACGCUACCAAUUAUCUUUGAGGACCGAUAUGUUGACUUCCCUUAUCAAGUUCAGGGCUUAGACAUUUUGGCAAACUACAUGAUUUCUGCAGUGGACAAUUCUCAAGUGGACCUUGACCGAAGUGAAGAGCCUUCCUCGAACAACGAUAUUGCUUUAGCAAAGGGGUACCGGAGCAGCAUCCCUUUCAUUGUACAUACGGACAGGAUACAUAGAAAUUUGGUGUUCCCUUUUGGCUAUUCAAAAAGUGACUCCUGUACAGACAAGACUUUCAAGGCUCAAUCCAUGACUCAGGUGCCCUAUUUCAAUAUGGAACCCGUGCGUAAGACCGUUCAUCAGAAUCAGUCAAUGCUUGUUAUGAAUGCUCAGUGCGACACUGGCAAUUGCGAACCUCCUAAACAUGUGGACGGGAUUGGUUUGAGCCAAGCAGCUCAAAGGGAUAGUUGUGAAUCUAAUGUUGCUUCUGAGAAACCAAUGUUCACCGAGACACCAGUAGAUCGACGUAGUGAAACUCAGAGGACCUUUGACGUAGUUCAUAAUUUCAGCUCCACCCCAACAACUCCGACAACAGUUGUUGAAGAGUCCAAGUCACAUCUGAAGGAGCAUCACAUGGAAAAGCAGGAAGAGGUCCUGACCUCAGGGGUUAUUAAGAGAUCUUCAUCCGUAAUUUCAGACUCAGGAAUUGAAAGCGAGCCCAGUUCGGUGGCUUGGUCUGACGCGAAGAGCAAAGCCUUGGAGUUGACCGGGGAUCGCGAGAUCCUUCACCAGCUCGCCAAAAGGCACGCAACCCACCGGAAUUCCCUGGAACACACAGAAAAUACAAGUUUGCCCAACGGCAUUCAAGCCUCGCUUACUUCCAUUAGCUCCUUGCCUUAUGAGGAAGAAGAAAGAGAAGUUGAGCCCAACAAGUUGACGAAAUCAAUCUCUGCUCCUCUCAGCAGUCCCGAGGAUCCUGCAGAAGCCAUGGAUGUAUCCAAACCUGAUCAAAACAUCUCAGGUGGGCAGUAUGUGGACAUAGGAAAUGCCAGAAUGAUCUCAGUGGGAAAUAUUUCUGCCUGCCAGGAUGGAGGACCUCUGCUUCCCAGUGCUUUGAUGGAUCACCCAACAUCUGAUUGCAACACUGCUCACUUACAAGGAAGUGUUGAUGGCUUUCCUGAGAAUGAAGAAGUAGUUUGGAGGCCACAGGAGGGCGCUAUCUCAAGUAGAAUGCAGUUGCCAGAGAGAAGAGAGGAUAACCUUUUAGAAAAAGCCAAUAACCAUUUGGAUACAGAUGCUUCUCAUCUGGAUGUCUACCAUGAGGAUGCAAACAUGAAUCACAACCACAAUUUGUACGCUGCAGAUGUUUAUGCCUUCUCCAACAGUGAGAAUGAGAUGAUGGACUUUUGCUAUGCCCAUCCAGAUUCAAAGACUCGGCGUACAAUUGAACUUCACCAAGGACCCUCUGCUACUACCUCUCUGGUCCACAGUAGAGACAUCACACGUUUACAGAAAGUUGAGCUGGACCACCGACCUGAGUGUCGAUCGUGCAACAUUGAGCUGGAAAAAAGAGACCUCAAGAUAGCAAAUAGCACCGGGUUUCAUUCCGCGGUGCCAGAAACUUUGGGACUCGAGAGUAAGGCCCUGGAGAUUCAAUUAUCUGUUUCUUGCACGGCCACCUGUCUGCCCUUUUCUUCAGUUCAAGAGACACCUCCACUGACGGUCUUGUCCUCCAAGCAGGUCACUUCUCCUAUCACCCAACCAGUAGGGUCCUUUGGGGUCAUCUCUUGUGAAUCUAGUAAAGUGGGGGAAGAAGACAAUGAACAAAUGCUCAAGUUCUAUCAGGCCAAGAAAACAUUUAAAAAGGAGCUGAAGAUUGAAGUUCUGUACAGUGACUUAUCCAUACUAGCUUCUGAUGUCCCGUAUUUUCCACCAGAGGAAGAGGAAGAAUUUGAAGAUGGGAUUCACCUAGUGAUCUGUGGCCAUGGUCUAGAUGGUAACAGUGCAGAUCUUCGGCUGGUAAAAACGUUCAUUGAAUUGGGCCUCCCUGGAGGGAAACUCGACUUCCUUAUGUCAGAAAGGAACCAG